Pseudomassariella vexata is the source of this 807-nucleotide messenger RNA. RefSeq lists its product as uncharacterized. The coding region runs from base 1 to 807 and encodes 268 amino acids. The transcript is spliced from 3 exons. The record is from RefSeq and is a predicted model, not a curated record. NCBI's taxonomy places the organism in Eukaryota, Fungi, Ascomycota, Sordariomycetes, Amphisphaeriales, Pseudomassariaceae.
AUGAAACCUCAACUACCGGCAUUUUUGCUGCCGUUAUUCUUUUCGCGGGCUCUGGCAGCCGAUUUCACAAUCGCCAACGGGCAGAUAUUUACCCCGGGAUUCGCAGUGCUUGAUGCGCCGCAACCAGGAACACCACUAGGUGGUGACACCAUAGAGGUAGCGCUCGAUGUUUCAGCCAACGGCAAGCUGAACCUGCCUCCAUACGGCGACGGUAGCCCCAGCAAGAUCUACAACAUUACCAUCUUCCUGUCGUCUUACACGACCGGGAGAAACUUCACUAUCACCAACGGGACCGCUUCCGCAAACAACGCCAGCCUGGGCGACAUAAUGCUUUCCGAGUCCGGCAGCACCGUAAAACAUGUCAAGUGGCAGUGGCCCGACUGCCUGGUUGGUGACGGGCAGCCCACGACGAGCGACAGUGACCGUGGGAUAUACAACAUCUCCAUCCGCCAGAACUUCCGCCUCAACAACGAGGACCACUACACCAUCUUCGACGUGCCCAUCUCUGUCACCAAUAGCAUCCCCUCCAACGGCAACCCGUCGUGCGAUUCGCUCGACAACCCGCUGCUCACGGAGGACCAGAUCGAUGCCGCCGCCGCCAAUACGGUCGGGGUCCUGUUCGCGCCGGGUGAUGCGACCCAGGUCGAGGCUACGUAUCCGGAUUCUUCGGACGACGAAGAAGGCCUCGGCGGUAGCAAACCCGAGGCGACGGCCGGUGAUGGUCUCGGAGGUGCUGGUUCGUCGAGCGUGUCGGGCGCGGUGUGUUGGAUGGCGGGUUUGGCCGUCUUUCUGGUGUUACUAACGUGA